This is a messenger RNA of Amorphotheca resinae ATCC 22711, 906 nucleotides long. RefSeq lists its product as hypothetical. The record is from RefSeq and is a predicted model, not a curated record. The coding region runs from base 1 to 906 and encodes 301 amino acids. Gene Ontology annotation, cellular component: endomembrane system. Lineage: Eukaryota; Fungi; Ascomycota; Leotiomycetes; Helotiales; Amorphothecaceae. The transcript has 2 exons. Gene Ontology annotation, molecular function: 1-acylglycerol-3-phosphate O-acyltransferase activity.
AUGGGCGUCGCUGAUAUAUUCAUGGCCCUCCGCGGGGUCCUUAUCAUGACACCGUGGGCUGUGGGACUGGUCAUCCUGGAUCUGCUUCUCUCUGCCCUUCUCCCCAUCAGCUGGUUCUUCCCAGACUGGGUCUACAAUGCUUCUUCGUCCCUGGCAUUCGUGUUGUGGAACUGGAUACAGGUCAUUUUCGAGGCUAUCAAUGGCGGCAAGAUCACUAUGUCCGGCGAUACCCUGCCGGCGGGAGAAUCCGCCAUUGUCAUCGCCAACCAUGUUAGCUGGACCGAUUUUUACAUGAUUCAGUUUCUUGCUAUCCAAUCCGGCAUGCUUGGUCGCUGUCGUUGGUUUGCAAAGAUCGAGCUGCGUCUGGUCCCAUUGCUUGGUUGGGGAAUAUGGGCCAUGGGGAUGCCCAUGGUUAGUAGGCAGUGGACGAAAGAUAAGAAAGAAUUGGAUCGAGUCUUUGCCGGAAUUGUAGUCAGGAAAUGGCCUACGUGGCUCAUCAGCUUCAGCGAGGCAACGAGGUUCACGCCUAGGAAAUACGAGGAAACCAAAAUAUGGUGCAAGGAGAACGAUAAACCGGUUCCGAAACACCUAUUGUACCCGCGGACGAAGGGUUUCGUAACAACAGUCCAACAUCUGCGAAAGUCCAAGCAUGUGACGGCUGUCUAUGAUAUCUCGAUUGCAUACAGCCACCACAAUAAAUUCUUGGAAGCCCCGACGAUCUGGGAAUCUUUGAGUUGUGGCGAUUUGAGUGGAAAGAGAGGGUACAAAUUCCACGUCGACGUCAGAAGAAUUCCCAUUGUGGAUCUACCAGAAAGCGAUGCGGAAUUGGCAAAAUGGCUCGAGACUAGAUGGAUAGCGAAAGGGGAAUUUCUAGAAGAGAAAAGAGAGGAGUGGUCGAAGAGCUGA